Messenger RNA from Cephus cinctus (wheat stem sawfly), 3689 nucleotides. It is a transcript of the gene Rab3, whose product is annotated as ras-related protein Rab-3. The record is from RefSeq and is a predicted model, not a curated record. Gene Ontology annotation, cellular component: synaptic vesicle; endosome; plasma membrane. Gene Ontology annotation, molecular function: GTPase activity; GTP binding. NCBI's taxonomy places the organism in Eukaryota, Metazoa, Arthropoda, Insecta, Hymenoptera, Cephidae. Gene Ontology annotation, biological process: protein localization to plasma membrane; regulation of exocytosis; protein secretion. The transcript is spliced from 4 exons. Bases 295 to 963 code for a protein of 222 amino acids.
CGGGAGGUAGAACCUUUUGGCGAUAUAUUGAUGUUAGUUGGGGUGGCCGGACGCAGGCGCAGACAUCACGGAUUGGCACCGGUUACGGGCACGGGCGGGGGUCUUCGAAAUGGUCGAUAUUUUAGCUAUAGUGUCUAUAGUGGCGCGAGGCUUUCCCGAGGCCAGUCCGGUCUGUUUAUUACGAGAUUUCCUUUCUUAAUUAAAAAUUCAUCGCUACGUGAAGUGAGCCGAGUGUGCGAGGUGAAGCCGCCCCGUCGCAGGCUUUCGUGUCGUCCGUGAACAUUUUUACAGGAGAUGGCGGGUCAGGAUCCUAAGUGGCAGAAAGAUGCCGCGGAUCAGAAUUUCGAUUACAUGUUCAAGCUUCUCAUCAUUGGGAACUCCUCCGUCGGCAAGACUUCCUUCCUCUUCCGGUACGCAGACGAUUCCUUCACUUCAGCCUUCGUCUCGACCGUUGGAAUUGACUUCAAAGUGAAGACUGUCUUCAGACACGAUAAAAGAGUCAAGCUUCAAAUUUGGGACACAGCAGGACAGGAACGAUAUAGGACUAUCACAACGGCCUAUUACAGAGGCGCGAUGGGCUUCAUACUCAUGUAUGACAUAACCAACGAGGAAUCCUUCAAUUCUGUGCAAGAUUGGGUGACGCAGAUAAAGACCUACUCGUGGGACAAUGCUCAGGUUAUCCUGGUGGGCAACAAAUGCGAUAUGGAGGACGAGAGGGUUAUUAGUUUCGAGAGAGGCAAACAGUUGGCCGAUCAGUUGGGUGUCCAAUUUUUUGAAACUUCAGCCAAGGAAAAUAUCAAUGUGAAGGCCGUCUUCGAGCGGCUAGUGGAUAUAAUAUGCGACAAGAUGAGCGAAUCCCUGGACAGCGAUCCGACCCUAAUGGCUGGGGGUGGUGGACAAGCAAAAGGCCAACGACUCACCGAUCAGCCGGCUAAUCCUGCGAAUACCAACUGCAACUGCUAAAAAAAGCACGAAGUACACGUCUCUACGUGGAGUGUCGAUGUUAGCUAGCUAGUCCAUCUUCUUCGUCGUUCCUUUGUUUAUUAUUUAUUUAUUAUUCUUUAUUUAACAUGAUGGUCGUGGCCCGAUCACUGCUACUCCGGUGUACAAGCUCACUUAUAACCAAUCCUACUCUCAGAGAAGACGUCGUUUACUUUGGCUUCGGGCAUCAAAUUUUGUCUUUGCACCCCUUUUGUCAAAUCGUCUACUCAGUCAUUCGAAUAGCUAAUCAAUCAGCCAUUCAACCCACUCACCCCUUAUCACAAUAGGAAAUGCCAUUAACGUCUCUUCCUUGAACCCUAUGAAAUAUGAAGAUGCUUGAAUUCAAAUUGACGAUGUCGUUAAGCACAACUACUUUACAUUGGAAGCUCCUUAAAGCUUGGACACCAGAGUAUGGUCAUCAUGACGAUGUUAAUAGAGAUUUACGGCGUGCGAAGGGAUAAAUGGUAGUGCAAUAUCGCGUACCUGGAGGAACUCACGUCGUAUAUAAACAAUCGUAUUAAACGCGAAGGAAAAAAGCCAGACGAAGUAUAUUCCACGGUAAUUUUCUCUUGCGCGGUCGGUAAGAAGAUUCUCGCCCUUAUCACGCAUGCGCAUAUAUUUACCAGAUAUCCGGUACCUCGUGUACUCUUACUAUACGAUUCCUUCCACUCUCGUUUAUCGACCAGACAGAUUCGCCUUAUAUUUUAAUCCGUACAAAAUGUAUACGAAGGAAUCUAAAAUGAGAUACCAAAGAGAAGGAUAUCCGAUAUUAUCCGGAAACUCCGGAAUGACAAAAUCUCUCCUAUUUAUACCAUCUUGACGUUGACGUUCGCCCAGUCGAUAGGUCCACAGUCACGUAUACUAUCACCUCUUGUCACAUUGUGUUAUUGGUCGAAAGUUGCGUUCGACGAGUGUGACCGAGCCCUUACCAAAGUUACCAUAGGCGAUCCACUUCGGUGUCUGCUGAGAAUCUCGAAUCGACUUUUAUUUGAUUUACAUUGAAAAUUUCUUCCAAGCUUAAGAGGCAGACAUGCAGCUCACUGACGGCUGCAAAAAGGGAAGAGAAACAAAAAUUAGUAGAAAGAUAAGAUCUGAUAAGCAUCCUCGCGUAAUCCGAUAUCCUUUCAAACGCCGUGAACGAAGUUCCCUACUAGGCAAGCCUGCCCUCUGUACAUAAAAUAUAUUAUUGAAUCUGUAAUGAAGUGUAAUAUGUAACGCGUUACUUAUCCGUGUGAAUUUAAAAAAAAGGAACGGCACCUAUUCUUCUUGCGGAAUAGUUACCGACAAUGGUAAAAAAACCAAAAAAGACAAGAAAAUGAACCAAAAAAAGAAAAAGAUAAGAAAAUGAAAAACCAGCCCGCGCCACCGUAUUUUCGAACGAUUUCUUAUUAUAUUAUGACGUCACCGACAUCCGAGUUAUAUAAUUUUUUUGUCAUAUGAAUUUAUUCGGUAUCGAUCUAUAUAUACACGCGCGCGUAUACGGACGUACGAAUAGACAAAGAAAAUCUUAAAAUAAAAGGGAGGAAACAGAGAACAAAAAAAUAAAGAACAGCACGAGCGAAGAAAUAAAAUUCGUUUGGCCCUCACCCUUCGCCCCCUCUUUGUUACGUUCACAAAAGGAGAAAGUGGAGAUUCCAAUUAUUCUAAUGACGUGUAACGGGUAUACUAUUUAUAAAACGUUAAGAAAAAAGAAACAUAUACGUAGGCAUAUGUAUAUAGUAUACACAAGAUUUAUAUAUAUAUAUACGUACGUAUAUAUAAACAAUAUACAUGAAAGACAUAGAAGACAAAACGGAAAAAAAGGAUACAAUUAAAAAAAUUAUAUAUACAUAUAUUAGAGAAUCACCGGUGGACGGGCACUUGUAUGUAUGUAUUGUAACGUAUGUAACUAUUAUGCCUAAUAAUAACAAUAAUAAUAAUACUAUUAAUAAUAUUAAUAUUAAUAUACUAUUACUUACUGGAACUAACUUCGCAGAUGUUACGUUGAUCGUUUAUAAACAUUUAGCAUAAUCCUAGUGGAUAUUUGAGGUUAAUGUUUUCAACGAUAUCCAAUCUGCCGCCGGUGUACGUGCACGGAUACGUCUUGACUUAGUUUAAAAAAUUGCGUGGUCAAUAAAGUAGAAAGAAAUAUACGAAUAAUGACGUAAGAAAAAAGGAUAGACACCGGUACAUGUACGCAGGUUUUCUUGUUUAUUAGUUAUUUCGUAUAAACAGAGACGCACGUUCGGCCAUUACGGGCAACGGAAAUUGUUAGAGAUGCAUAAUAAUUUAAUAGUAAAGCAUGCACGAUAAUGAGGACGUAAAAGGAGAGAAAGAAAGAAAAAGAAGCUCCAAUUUACAAUACGUGUACAAAUAAUUGACACUUUCAAGGUCCAAGCGAGUUUUGAGUAUUUGAGAAGAACAAUAGCUACCGUUAAAUUCCCGCCGCUUUUCCGCCGUGAAAAGGUAAAGGCACGUUCACGCGUAUGCUCCUCGUAGUUGAGUUUCUGUCCGGUAGGAAAAUCUGUCAUGUUUAUGCGUGCUCCUCUGUCAUGAGUUUCAGCCAUUUCUUUGCUUCUCAAUAACUGUCUCUGUUUUUGUUGUUCGAAAGAUCAUUAGCUCUGUGUUUAUUGCUCUUGGGAAUAUACGAGAACUCGAGUCCUGCAGCAAUCCUGAUGCGAAGUUAACUGCUUGUAUUGUGAGAAAUGAAGUUGGCUACAGUCCUUUGA